This is a messenger RNA of Dioszegia hungarica, 1032 nucleotides long. RefSeq lists its product as uncharacterized. The record is from RefSeq and is a predicted model, not a curated record. Lineage: Eukaryota; Fungi; Basidiomycota; Tremellomycetes; Tremellales; Bulleribasidiaceae. The transcript has 4 exons. The coding region runs from base 1 to 1032 and encodes 343 amino acids.
AUGUCAUUAUGGUCGCCCAGUAUGUACGGCUUUGACGAAUCCUACGAGCCCGUCACUCCCCUAGCCAACAAGCCAUUCGAUCAAUGGUGGUUCCACGGCUACACCUACAAGCAACCACGCGAAGUCAUGUCCAUCUAUCCCGGCCGCGACCUCACAGUCGAGCUCGCCUGCUCAAAAUCCUACUCUACAUUCGGCAACUCUCCCAGUCCCGAUGGCUGUCCCGGCGACUCUGGCUCGUUCCACGCUGGCGGCGGAACGGGAUCCUCCAGCGGCUGGUGGGGCAACAGCGAGUCCAACCUUAUGGGCUGUGCUCUUGCUAUUGCGCCCAAGGCCAAGGCGUCGGAUGUCAGGCCCGAGGACUUUGUCGUGAUGAGCGUUCAGGAGAAUUGCGUCCGCCAACGCGACACUCCCUUUGCCAUUCCCGCCAACCUUCCGUCGUGUCCGGAUGGCGAAUGCACGUGUGCCUGGUUCUGGCAGGGGAAGAACUCGGCGGCGGAGAUGUACAUGAUUGGCUUCAGGUGUCGCGUAGAGAAUGGCAUGGCCACCGCUUUCCCUUCUCCCGCAAAGCCCAAGCGCGGUGCCAUCUCCGGACCAACGCAGCCAAUGUACUGGGCCAACGACCGCUCCAACCUGGACUACACCCCCGGCUGGGACGAUAGACCCUCCUACAACUCCAAAUUCGGUUGGCGGAACGGAGCGCAAACUUCUGCGUUUGCAGCCGGGAACGCCGGCGGCGGCACAACCCGGAGCAGCAGCACCCAAACCCGAACUUCAACCGGCUGGAACGACGACGCAUCCUCCACAUCCACUCGCGGUCCCCGCACCACUUCAACCAACUGGAAUGACAACAAAGCAAACUCCACUUCGAGCGGUAGCCGGCCUACCCAGUGGAACCAGCACCUCGCGGAGGGUACCGCAUCAUCCUCCACGACUACGGCUGCAUCCUCCACGUCGUCAUCUGCGGCAGCGCCGACAAAGACCAAAGUGUGCCGCCGGGGUCAUCUCAAGCGAAGGAGCCGGAAUCACAGCUGA